Messenger RNA from Cylicocyclus nassatus, 550 nucleotides. Lineage: Eukaryota; Metazoa; Nematoda; Chromadorea; Rhabditida; Strongylidae. The record is from the annotation of a GenBank genome assembly.
CAGCAAUUAAAUCAUGGUUGCGGUUGGUGCUCUUUUUGCUCUAGCCAUCUAUUCUUCCACUUCAGCAGCUCCCGCAUUAGACAGCAAUGGUGGUCAAUGGAUUCGAGAAAACCCCAAUCAGGACAAGUUUUUGGGAAUUUCAUGGGACGCUGCUGCCGGUGUCGUAAACAAAGGUCGAGUAGGGCGAUUUUUAGUCCCUAAGCAGGUGCUAGAAGCAAAAACCCGGAAGGGAAGUGACAUUCAAAGCGAUAUGGUAGUUCUUUUCCAGGAAUCAUGGUGCAGCACUAUGGAUGGCAACACCUUAGCGGACAUUUGUGAGUCAAUGUGCCCGUUGUACUACGGUGGUGCUGAAGUAAAAUAUCGGGUCAACAACAUCGUCAACCUCCAUGGUGCAAACAUCGUGAACGCCGUAAAAUUAGAAGAUGUGAAAGCGAGCAUAUUCGAUUAGGCCGUAGAUGCAAGUGAAUCUGUAUCUAGUGCGUGGAUUGUACGGUGACAUGCGAUUUCCAACACCUUACAGCUACAUACUGUAUAUAAAUCUUCUCCUGCC